Molecule: messenger RNA, 3168 nt
Organism: Cucurbita pepo subsp. pepo (vegetable marrow)
Lineage: Eukaryota; Viridiplantae; Streptophyta; Magnoliopsida; Cucurbitales; Cucurbitaceae
Source: RefSeq, a predicted model, not a curated record
UUCGCAUAUCAGUUCUUCUCAGAUCACUGGAAACAGGAAGUGUUAGUUUUCGAAUCGAUUACAGAUGGCAGCUUUGUGUUUCAAUGACUUAUUCUUCUGAUGAUGAUUAUGUGAAUUCGAGGAAGCAAUGUACAUACGAUGAGUUUUCACAAGGUUGGUGGAUUCAAUGCCAGAGGAAAUCAACGAUGAAACUGUAUUCUUGAAUUUUUCUUUUCGUAUAGAGAUUGAAAAGGAUAACCGUGUACUUCUUCACAAAGAUGAGGAACAUGACGACCAUCAAUUCUCACAGAUACAAUGAUCCUGAUCUUCAAUGAAUCAUCCAAACUCUAACUUCUAAUUAGCUUGUGCCUACUUAUGAAUUUUCAGUGACGGAUUGAAAGAUUAAAUCAAUAGUUUAUUGAAAAAUGGCUAUUGCUGGUCUACAUAAUGUCUCUGUUCAUGAUUCUUCAUUUAUUAGAGAAUCUCAAUCUCAAUCUCAAGCAUCAAGGCAGUUAGGAAAUGAAAGUAACAUAAGCACCCGGGCAUCCUCUCUUCUACGUAUAUGGCGAGGACUUGAGGAUGAGCAAGUGGUGAGAGGCACAGAGGAGAGAGUUAGCGAAAGAUCUAUUGAUCUCUCAAGAAAUGAUGCAGCUGAAAGGCAAAGUACUGUACGGGGGGAUGAUUCAGAGAAUAUGGGGAUGAAUAUCAAUGAGAAUGAUACUGACACAUGGUCCGACAUACAAACUGCUUCACAAAAUGAUGAUGAGGAUUCUGGUGAAUUUGGGGUUGUUGAGAGGGAGAGGGUUAGGCAAAUUUUUAGAGAAUGGAUGAAUAGUGGCGUGGGGGAACAUUCACCUAACGUUUCCCAAAUGAGUAACGGCUCAAGGGCAGAGUGGCUUGGUGAAACAGAGCAGGAGAGGGUGCGAAUGAUAAGAGAGUGGGUGCAAAAGAAUAGCCAGCAGAGAGGCACUCAUGAUGGAAAUGGGGAAGUCCAAACUGCUGAGGUAGGUACUCAGGUUGCACAAAUUUGUGAUGCAUUGGUUGGAAAUCAGCACGAAGGCCGGAUCCAGCGUGCUAGGAGGGGUAUUCGCAGGUUAUGUGGCAGACAAGCUCUCCUUGAUAUGGUCAAGAAGGAUGAGAGAGAAAGACAGACAGAAAUUCAACUAUUGUCAGAGCAACAAGCUGUAUCAGGCUUUGCUCAUCGCAACCGCAUUCAGUCAUUACUCAAAAGUAGAUUCUUGCGAAACAAUAGAUUGACUGCAAAUGCGAGAUCUGUAUCUGUUGCCGAAUCCGAAUUGGGCCUUUUAAGGCUAAGACAUACAGUCUCUGGUUUGAGGGAAGGAUUCUUCUCCAGAUUGGAUAAUUCUGUUCAAGAUCAAGCAAGUAGCCGGCAUUCUGACACCACAUAUAACAGUGAUGAUGGUGAUUCUCUAACUGACUUGAAUCGUACGAGGAGUUUUGAGGUCCUAGAUGAUCUUCCUGGACGUUUUGGGCCAAGUAACGAGGAAAGUCAUAAUGCAGGCUCUUAUAGCAUUGGUCUAACUGAAGUCAGAUCUGAUCUAGAAGGAAGUACGGUUGAAGGUAGGGAAGUAUCUCUUGAUGCGGUAGAAAGUACACAAGAACAGGUUGCAGAGAAUGGUUUAGCCAGCCAAACAGCUGAUAUCAACUCGAUGGAGAUGAGAGAAGAUUCAGGACAACGUAUGAGAAGAAUUUUUCAAGAAACUGCUGCAAAUUUUUUAUACUGUGAAGUUCCUCAAAUUGAUGUCGAGGACCAUACUAGCAUACUAGAUGUCGAAUCUUCCAUUGAACAAAUUGAUACCCGUGAGGAAAAUGAUGAUAUUGGAGUAUUAUCAGAUCAUUCUGGAAGUUUUCAAGACAAUGAUCUUGAAAAUGUAGAUCCGCUGGAAUCUACUUCUCACGAGGAACUGAAUGAAGAACUAGGUAUGGGAGUUGAGCCAAAUGAUUGGCAAGAAUCUGGUUUUCAACUGGAUGAAUGGGAAAAUAGCAUUGAAGAAGAUAUAAACGAAACUCAGUUGGAAAGCAUCACUACUAAUUGGUCUGGAGAAUUCUUGAGUACAACACAUAGAGGAGAUAUUCAUCUGCAAAAUGCACCUGGAGCUUCACAUGAAAAUGUUAUCUUUGUGGAGGAUGUGCCUAAUUGGUUAGAGGGCUCUCCUAAUCGGGAGGCUACAUCUAGCCGAAGGUCGGAGACCUUUUAUUUUCCUGAAGAGAAUAAUGCGCCUAAUGGAGAAAUCAGAGAACUUUUAAACAGGAGAAGUGUCUCUACUCUUCUUAGUAGUGGUUUUCGAGAAAGUCUUGACCAGUUAAUUCGAUCUUACAUAGACAGGCAAGGUCACAGUACCAGUAAUGGGGAUCUAGACGAGAUGAUGUCCCCUUAUACGUCUGCAGAACAAGAGCAAGAGCACGACAGGCAGACUACAGGUCAAGCGGGUUCUGUUGAGAGCCAUCCACUUGAUUUGCCUCUACCGCCUGCAAUGCCCCCUCGGCAACUUUGGGAUCAUGAAUUGAGUCAUGAUAGUUGGUCAAGGCGUGAUUUUCGUCAGCAGUUUGGAGCGGAUUGGGAGAUCAUUAACGAUUUGAGGAUCGAUAUGUCUAGGCUGCAGCAGAGGAUGAGCAACCUACAAAGAAUGUUGGAGACAUGCAUGGACAUGCAACUUGAGCUGCAACGCUCAAUUAAGCAAGAAGUUUCUUCUGCACUGAACCGAACAUCUGGUUCAGAAGGGAUAUUUGAAGACAGUUUACCAGACGAAGAACCCAAAUGGGACCGAGUAAGGAAAGGAAUUUGUUGUAUAUGCUGUGAUAACCAUAUUGAUGCUUUGUUGUACAGAUGCGGGCACAUGUGCACAUGUUCAAAAUGUGCUAAAAAGUUGGUGGAAGCAAGAGGAAAGUGUCCGAUGUGUCAUGCGCCUAUUCUAGAAGUGAUUCGUGCUUACUCCUUAUGACGAAUUAGAUGACAAUAAAAACAAAAAAUGAGACUAAUAGUGAGAUUCGUUGAGCUUCAUUCUCUUGUUCCUUCCAACCAUCCAGGUGUUUUACUGAUUCUUCUCGUCCAAAUUUCUAUACAUAUAAAGUUUAUAUACGAUGAUGGACGAUUGAAAUAAUAUAUGUAAUCUCUAUUAUUGAUUAAUCUAGCGAGAAUAAAUACGAUGAGUGGAUUUAGAAACUUUA